ACUCGCCGUUAUCAGCAGAGGGGAAAAAAAUCCCCACCGUCGCCAUAAUACAGCAGCAGCGGAAACGGCUGAGAAGUGGCUAGAAAACAAAAGAGCGCACGCAGUCGUCCUCGCCAUUUGGUAUGCUCUUGCAGCGACUCCUAACGGCAUUGAUCCUCCCUCCCCUCUCUCUAGUGUUACAGGAAUGCCCAAGGAAAAAUAUGACCCGCCGGAUCCCAGGCGGAUGUACACGAUAAUGUCCAGCGAAGAGGCAGCCAAUGGGAAGAAGUCGUACUGGGCUGAGCUGGAAAUUAGUGGUCGAGUGAGGAGUCUCAGCACAGCCCUGUGGUCCCUCACCCACCUCACUGCCCUGCACCUCAGUGACAACUCAUUGUCACGCAUCCCGCCAGACAUUGCCAAACUUCACAAUUUGGUGUACCUGGAUCUUUCAUCCAACAAGAUCAGGAGUCUGCCGGCAGAGCUCGGCAUCAUGGUGUCUCUCAGGGAACUGCUUUUAAAUAACAACCAGUUGCGGGUUCUGCCUUUUGAAUUGGGAAAACUGUUUCAGUUACAAACUCUGGGGUUAAAAGGAAACCCACUUGCACAAGAAAUUAUGAGCCUCUACCAGGAACCUGAUGGCACGCGAAGACUGCUCAAUUACUUGUUAGACAAUCUGGCAGGGGCUAUCAAGCGCAUACCAACAGAGCAGCCCCCGGCCCGAUCGUGGAUCUCUCUCCAGGAACCAGACAGAGCCCGGCCAUCAGCGCUGUUCUCGGUCAUGUGCUACAAUGUGUUGUGCGAUAAGUACGCCACGAGGCAGCUGUACGGCUACUGCCCCUCUUGGGCUCUAAACUGGGAGUACAGGAAGAAGUCCAUCAUGCAAGAGAUUAUGGGCUGCAACGCAGACAUCAUCAGUUUGCAGGAAGUGGAGACAGAGCAGUACUACAAUUAUUUCUUGCCAGAACUAAAGGAGCAGGGUUACGACGGGUUCUUCAGUCCAAAGUCGCGAGCUCGGACCAUGUCAGAGUCGGACCGAAAACAUGUGGACGGAUGUGCAAUUUUCUACAAGACAGAAAAGUUCAGUGCAGUGCAGAAGCACACAGUAGAAUUUAAUCAACUGGCAAUGGCUAACUCAGAAGGCUCAGAGGCCAUGUUGAAUCGUGUGAUGACCAAGGACAACAUUGGGGUCGCCGUACUGCUUGAAGUCCGCAAAGAGAUGAUGGAAAUCUCCUCCGGCAAGUUGCUGCAUGGCAUGGAGAAGCAGCUUCUGCUGGUGGCCAACGCCCACAUGCACUGGGACCCCGAGUACUCUGACGUCAAGCUGGUUCAGACCAUGAUGUUCCUGUCGGAAGUGAAGAACAUUGUGGACAAGGCGACGCGCAGCCUCAAGUUGUCCUCUGUCUCUGGUGAAACCAAUGGCAUUCCGCUGGUGCUCUGCGCUGACCUCAACUCUUUGCCCGAUUCUGGCGUGGUUGAGUACUUAAGUACGGGUGGAGUGGACUGCACCCACAAGGACUUCAAGGAGCUUCGCUACAGCGACAGCCUGACCAAAUUCAAUUGCAACGGCAAGAGCAGCACGUCCAACGGCAGGAUCACCCAUGGCUUCAAGCUGAAAAGCGCUUACGAGAACGGCCUGAUGCCUUACACCAACUACACAUUUGACUUCAAGGGUGUCAUCGACUACAUUUUCUACUCCAAGCCUCACCUGAACGUCCUGGGCAUCCUGGGCCCUCUGGAUCCUCACUGGCUGGUAGACAACAAUGUCAGCGGAUGCCCGCACCCUCACAUCCCCUCUGACCACUUCAGUCUCUUCUCCCAGUUGGAGCUUCUCCUGCCCAACGUGCCCCCCCAGGUCAAUGGUCUCCAUCUGCCUGCACGCAGGUAGUGAGUCCUGGCCAGUCCCCCGGGGUCGGGCAAGGGGGGGGGGGUCUGUCCUUCUCUGCCCGUGACCCCUCCCACGACCAGCUCUCCCCUCUGCCGCCCCCCGGAGGAGGAAGGCAUAAAAGAAAAAAAAACACAACCUGUAAAAUAUUCGUACAGUGAGGUCUGGCCAACAGGGAUUUCGUAUGAUGUUAAAGAUAUUCUAUAUUUUUCUUUUAUUUUCUCUCUCUCUCGUCUUUUUUUUUUUUUUUUUUUUUUUUUUUUUUUUUUAAACUGCUCAAGUCCAAUUUGUGUAUCACAUUUUUUUCUUUUGGACUCCCUUAAAUCCCUACAUACAUGUCUUUCGCUACACCGGAUGCUAGCUCAUCCCGCGUUUUUCGACGCGAGAGAGAGGGCCAUGUUUUGCGGAAAAGCUUCCAAGCUGAUGGUGUGUGUGUGUGUGUGUGUGUGUGUGUGUGCGCGUGUGCGCGCAUGUGUACACUCGUGUGUCUGCCUGUCCUGUAUAAACCUGAAACCAGCAAAGACAGCAGACACAACACUCUUUACAACUCCAUCGCGCGGCAAGAGGGCUGGUAGUCAGGAGUCGAGACGGGAACUUUUCCCGUUGUCGUUCUGUGGUGCUCGGGGCCCCGUCGAGUGCUCCUGUGGUGCUGCACCUCCGACCCCCCCGCCCCGGCGCCCGACCGUGGUGCAAUAGCUCCCGCACGCAAUUCCGCACCCCACCCACUCUAAUGGUGCUGCUUGACUUCACAGAGCCAGGAGGAACGCUUUGAGAAACAGCUACCAACCUAAUCUCAGACUGUUUUGGGUGUUGUCGUCUUAAUGCUAUACGGCACUCUCAGCCCGCACUUAAUUUUGGGUAGCGACCAUUUGGGGAUUGGGGUCUUGAGUUGCUUCUAUUUUGCAAGCGAGACUGCCGGUCAAGGGGUGGUACGACCAGCAUUCCUCUCACUGUCCAGCGCAACACACACGCACACACACAUUUGUAGCACUGUCUCAAUGGCCAGUAGUGUCGUUCCUGCGUCAUUCAACCCAAACACACACACACACACUCACUAUAUAAGUGUUUUCAGUUCUUUAGUUGUUGUUUUUUUUCACAAGUUUGUACAGAAUCAAAAGCAUAGACUCGGUCUUUACAUGAUUGUAUAUGAAUCACAGAAGACUUGUUUUCUGGCGUUCUUUUGUACCAAGAGUAAAUUAUAAUCCCAUUUGAGAAAAGAUUGUAUGUAAACUAUGACUAAAUUUUUAUCCCGUUCAUGUCGCGGUGAAACUGAUGACCAGCUUGUACAAACAACAUAAGCAGAAGAAGAAGAGGUUGUUCACGGCGCUUUGUCACAACUUUGCACUCCCUUUGAGAUGAACCAUUACGUAGCGGAUCUGUUGUUGUUUUGAAGCCCCUGCCAUUACUUCCAAUGUUGAUUUGGUUUGAUUGUGGUGAUUUGUGCCCAAGACAUCUGCCAUCGAUCAUCCCCAACAGCUCAUUGACCUACACGCACACGUAUAUGCCGUGUGAUUGACACCCGACAAAUAACCCCCCCCCCCCCCCAUGUUCAAGCAAACAUCGUAGCAGUCGUUGUCUUGCACUACUAAACAUUUGACAGACGCCUGAACAACCUUUUCUGCUUUUAUUUUUAAAUACUGUUGAGACAUUUGUGAAGAUUUUAUGUCCUUUUGUGUUUUGUUAAAAGUUGGUUCUCCUUUUUUACGAGCCGUGACAAUGUUAAAGAUGUUGUGUAUUCCUUUUUGGUUUUUUGAACCCCCCCCCCCUCCCCUCAAUAAUCAGGUAUGUGUGUAAACGCCCCACCUCUACUUUGUCCAUAAGGAUCAGAUGUGACUUUGAUGAUUUAUCAUCAUUGUACAUUAGCACAGCUCUGCUACUUUGCUUUUGCAGCCAGAUCACCUCCACAUUUUAUUUUAUUUUCCACCCAGCCCUCCUGCCUCCCCCCAAUCUUUAGUUAGUUCUGUCAUUUUAAAUCCCUCGAGAGCAACCACUUUACAUCAUUGUCACGUCCAGGUACACACGCACACACACACACACACACACAUGUAGCUCAAGCUACUGUCCCAUCCGUGGAACACCCCCACUUGGUCCACCUCGCCCCAAAGUUUCAGCGACAGUAUGGCUUUAGAUGCCACAGGAAGACAAGCACUUAUUAGACUCCGCCCCCUCCACUUUGCAGACAUCUCAUCACUUUGUUUUAAAGCGACGGAAGCAAAUGGGAAGUAUGAAGUUAGUCCCCAGAGGUCUUUCCUGUUCUGUUUGUUUGCCUCCAAUCUGUUUUUAACUGAAAAAAACAACAGUGUCCACUUUUUUUCUUCCUUUUCCUGAAUGGCAUUAGUAUUGUAGUAGAUGAAAAAGCUAGCUUCUUUUUGUAAAGUGUGAAUAAAAGAUGUAUCUCAUGUUUCCUUUCUAAAAUGAUACUGAAUUGUGUUGAUGUAUAAAUACUGAAUUCUACAACGUAUUGUUUGCGACGUUUUAGUACUUUCCCAUUCUACACGCUUAACCUGCCACAAACCAAAUUCUCUGUCAAUGAUGUGUACAGGAGUUGAAUGUUCGGAAAUGAAGGAUGGAGUGUUUUGGGCAUCAGCAAAGGCGACAUCUUUUGGUGUUAUGAACUCAACCCCCUCCUCAUUUUUUUUUUGUGUGUGUGGUUUUGUUACUUUCAGCUUUAUUACGCAUAUUUUGCCUGGCACUAGCUGGAGAGUGCUAGUGCCUGAAGGUGAGGGCAGCAGAGCUGACCUCUCCUAGUGGCUGCUGAGCUUAUGAUGUGCCGCUGGUCGCCAGACUGCUCUUGUGAUCAUUUCUCUCUCUCUUUCUCCCCCUGUCUCUCCUUUUCUCUCUUCUUUUGUGUGUAAUGUGCUUGAUUUCGCACGCUUCCCUCGUGAAGGCAGACCGCCGUCUCCGAGAGCCCAAUCGCAGAGCAAAACUCGUGUGAUGGUGUUGUGAUUUUGUUUGUGCUCCUUUAGGUGUAGAGUGAUCUAUUUUCCCUAAGCUGCAUCUUUUUGUUGUUGCGUUGCACACCAAAGCUGCUCGUAGUAACAAAUCAUACCCCCCCCCCCACACCACCUCAUCCAAGUCAUGUGAAUUGGAGAGCUGUAAGGAAACUUUUUCCUUGGACUGACUUCAUUGCUUUUUUAAAUUAAUUGCAUCUCCUUUCAGAAAAAUGGCAAUAAUACUCAACAUUCAGACGCGUUUUGUUUUAGACAUUUUAUGUGGAGACUAAUGUAGCUUCUUUCACCCUUUAACACUGCGCCCACUGUUGUUAGCCGAUGCAUUGAUUUCCCCUGUAUAUUUGCUCAUCUCCUUUCCCCGCUGACUUCGUGCUAGUUGUUCAAUGAUCAGGAUUGUCUAUCUGUAGUCAGCUGAGUACAUUUUAUUGAUCUGUCACUGUGUUUAUGCACUGGACCAACUAUUGUUUACCAUUCAUUAAAUACCAGCAAAAAAAAAGAAUAAAUUAAUAACUGAUAACAAAACACUUGCACAAUGUUGUAGAAUGUCCAUUAACCCAGACAAGAAAUCAAGGCAGCUCUUUUCAAAUCAACGCAUAUUGUUUGAAAAAGGAACUGAAUGGUAAACAAUGUUUCUGUUGUACACUUAUCCGUCCUCUCAAAUCUCUUUGGACUAGUUUUGUACUUUUUUUUUCAUUGACGACAGGUUCUGCUUGUUUCCUUUUCACCUACCUAUGUAUUUUCCUACUUGUUCAAAAUAAAUUCUAUAUUAUCUGUUUCAA
Syngnathus acus (greater pipefish) is the source of this 5591-nucleotide messenger RNA. RefSeq names its product CCR4-NOT transcription complex subunit 6. Bases 185 to 1864 code for a protein of 559 amino acids. Gene Ontology annotation, molecular function: protein binding; poly(A)-specific ribonuclease activity. Gene Ontology annotation, biological process: nuclear-transcribed mRNA poly(A) tail shortening. NCBI's taxonomy places the organism in Eukaryota, Metazoa, Chordata, Actinopteri, Syngnathiformes, Syngnathidae. Gene Ontology annotation, cellular component: nucleus; cytoplasm; CCR4-NOT complex. The record is from RefSeq and is a predicted model, not a curated record. The transcript has 12 exons.